AAUAAUAAUAAUUUUCUUUACGGUUGCCAAAACCUAUUAGUUUUAGUUAUUGUGCGAUAUUCCUGUGUUCUGUCGACAAACAAUAGAAUACGGUGACGUGAUUUCGUUUUUGUAACCCAAUCGUUUUUCAAUUUGUAUUCGGAAAUAAUUAGGAAUGUCCGACGGGGACGUGAUCAAAGACAGCGUGGAUAAGUUGGCGAUUCACGAUGACGACGAAAUCGAUUCCAACUACAAACCGCCGCCGGAAAAAACUAUUGAAGAGCUCUUAAAUGCUGACAAAGAAGACGCGAGCUUGCAAAAAUACAAGGAAAAAUUGCUUGGCGAUGCUAACAGUGGGAAAAUAAUUUUUGAUGAAGAUAAUCCAAAUAAAGUGAUUGUCAAGAAAUUAGCAUUAUGUGUUACUGAUAGACCAGACAUGGAACUUGAUUUGUCAGGCGAUUUAACAAAUUUAAAAAAACAGGUGUUCAUUAUAAAAGAAGGAAUAUCAUAUAAGAUUAGAAUAGACUUUAUAGUACAACGAGAAAUUGUUCAUGGUCUCAAAUAUGUUCAAAAGACUUAUCGUCUUGGUGUACCAGGUAAUAUUUUUAAAUACACUUAAUAUAAUAAUACUUUAAAUACCAUGGAUCACCAUUAAAUAUUUUUGGAGAGACACUUUAGAAAUCUAGAAAGGUUUCGGAUUGUAUGUUUAUGUUUUUCCCAAGAAAGUUAAGGCAAAAUUAAUAAAAACCUCAUUUAAUGCACCAUUAGAAAAAAAAAUUUCCUUUGCGGGACAAAUAAGUCAUGCACAGGCCGCAUGUUAACUACAUGCCACCAUUUGGUUACCUCUGUUAUAUUCCAAAAAAAAUUUAUAAUUUGAAUUCAUAGUUAAUAAAUGUAUGUUAAAAUGUUUUUUUUAAAUAUUUAUAUAAUGACUCUUUGUUAAUUAAAAAUAUAUAAUUUUUUUACAUUUUUAAAUUAAAUACCUAUUGUGCAUUUUAAAAUGUAGCCAAAUAAUUAAGAAUUUAAAGGAUGAUAAAAUAUCUGAUUAAAUAAAUGUUAAAAAAAAGGUGGGUAAGUGGAUGUCGCUCUGCUGUACAGUAGGUUACAAGUGGGUCACUGUUAUGGCUUUUCCUUAAUUUUUCUUUUGUUUUUCACUGCGCUUUUGAAAACUACUGUGAAAUUGUUACUUUUGACCCCCCAAAGUACCAACUAGAUUCACUUUUUUAUCAGAAAAGAUACUGUGAACGAAAUCCAAGCUUUUUUACUGUCGUAAAAGAUGAUGAGACAC
This is a messenger RNA of Acyrthosiphon pisum (pea aphid), 1267 nucleotides long. Its product is annotated as rho GDP-dissociation inhibitor 2-like. Gene Ontology annotation, molecular function: protein binding; Rho GDP-dissociation inhibitor activity. The record is from RefSeq and is marked validated. Gene Ontology annotation, biological process: Rho protein signal transduction. NCBI's taxonomy places the organism in Eukaryota, Metazoa, Arthropoda, Insecta, Hemiptera, Aphididae. Gene Ontology annotation, cellular component: cytoplasm; cytosol; membrane.